Messenger RNA from Sesamum indicum (sesame), 994 nucleotides. RefSeq names its product FRAGILE HISTIDINE TRIAD (gene FHIT). The record is from RefSeq and is a predicted model, not a curated record. Gene Ontology annotation, molecular function: catalytic activity. NCBI's taxonomy places the organism in Eukaryota, Viridiplantae, Streptophyta, Magnoliopsida, Lamiales, Pedaliaceae.
GCUACAACGCGAGUACGAAGAAUACUUAGUAAACACGAAGGGAAGCACCACGCGCCACCGCCCUUCUCCGAGUCGCUUUUUCGCUAUGUUAAAGUCGCUGCUGCCUUCUCUUACUUCCCGCUGUUCUCUCAGUCUCACCCCCUUCCUCUACUUACACCCCUCCACGCGCCGCCGCCUCCUCCCUCGCCAUUCCCCGCCACACCUCUCACCAGGCGUCACUUCACUCCGGGCCUCAUCUUCCUUCUCUCACGAUCUUCAUCGGAUGGAGUCUGAGAGUUAUACCUUCGGCCCGUACAAAAUCAGCGCCAAGGAAGUGUUCUACUCUACUCAGCUUUCGUAUGCUUUGGUCAAUCUACGGCCUGUUGUUCCCGGUCAUGUGCUUGUCUGCCCGCGACGUGAUGUCAAGCGCUUCAUUGAUCUUACUGCUGAUGAAACAAGUGAUCUGUGGCUUACGGCUCAGAAGAUCGGUCACCAGCUAGAGUCCUAUCACAAUGCAUCUUCGCUCACAUUCACAAUCCAAGAUGGGCCACAGGCUGGACAGACUGUUUCACAUGUCCACAUCCACAUACUCCCACGCAAAAGUGGUGAUUUCGAGAACAACGAUGAAAUUUACGAAGCUAUUGAUUCGAAGGAAAAGGAACUGAAGCAGAAGCUCGAUCUUGACAAAGAGAGGAAGGACAGAAGCAUGGAGGAGAUGGCUCAAGAGGCGGCCGAAUACAGGAAGCUUUUUUUGUAGAAAAACGGUACGGGAGUCGUUGUACUUGCAUUGUGCUUAUGAAUUGCCCGGUCUCUCUGGAUUAUUUGGUGUUGUUUGUGAUCAAGAGCCCUUUUUUAUGAAUCAAUGGCACAAUUCCUCAGAUCUUGUAUCCAGAAUAGCUGUUCCUGUUAUUUGUUUGGCUCUUGCUUGACAAUUCAGUAUCGUGUCGUUCAUUAUUGAAUUCUCAUUUCAAAUUAAUGUUUCAUUUUAUAUGGGAUAAUAAUUACACUUUCUUUC